AUGAAGGACGACGUCGCAUUUCCUCUUAUACUGGACGGUACUGUUCGUGAGAUCACUUUCAGACUUGCGACUGCCGAGGAAAUUGUACGUAAUGUUGCAUCGUUUCUUAAAAUUUUAUAUCUUACAGCGGUCUUAUUAUCUAUUUUCAUUGGAGAUGGGAUAUGUGGAAUGGUAGCCUGAGUUUAUUAUCUAUAGUGUUUUCUUUGAACUAACCAAUGCGUUUUCUACCAAUAUAUUAACCGUUUAUUCUUCCUGAAAAAAAUGUGAAUCCUUCCAUUCAAGUUUCUCUGAGCGUGGACUUAAUUAAACUUCAUCCUUUCAUUUUCAGCGCUCUUCCUGUGCAAAUGAUUGCCCUAUAAGCCAUCCUAAUCAGCUAACGAAUCCGUUCCUUGGUCUUCCAUUGGAGUCAGGCAAAUGUGAAGCUUGUGGGACCACUGAACAUGGGGAAUGUGAAGGUGUAUAUUUUGGCCGGUUUUAUAUUAAAGUUACCUAUUCCUUACGCUUUCAUGGCAUCCCUGAUGAUGGUAGUCAUCUUUUAUUGUGGCAGGUCAUUUCGGAUAUGUGGCAUUGCCCAUACCCAUAUACCAUCCUUGUCAUGUUUAUGAAUUGAAGAAUAUAUUAAACCUCCUAUGUUUGAAGUGCCUGAGAAUGAAGAAGGGGAAGGUAAAACUGUAAAACUUAUAUAUACAAGAUAAAAUGAUUAAACAUAUUUUCUUCUAUUGCAUUGUCGUUUCUGGUGAAUAUUCAUUUUCUUGGUUCUUUGAUUUUCUACUUCUCGUAGAAAUAUUCCUGUCGGAGAGAGCAGACUCCUUUAAGCUUCCCAUCCUUGCUAAAAUUGAUGCUCUUUUGCCAGAAGAACUCUCCUUCUCCUGAUGAUGUCGUAGGGGCCCUAAAAAUCUCUGCGAGUUGCUCAGAGCGAAGCUAGUAAUAGUAUCCCUUACCAUGAUUCCUCUACACAAACUCUGUGCGAGUGCAUUGAGCAGGGUGUCAAAUCAGAUACAAUAAUUGAUUCCGUCUUCCCAAUCUGCAGGGAUUCAAACAACAGCUUUCAGGACAGCACAUUACAUCAUAUGGCAGCUUGCAGGAUCUCACUACGAUCACCUUUUGUGGGAAUGCAUGCUUUUAGAAUUUCUUUUGUUCUAAAAGAAGUCUGUUAGGGGACGAUUCAAAACUGUAUAAAUGCUUCCCUUGUCAAGUUUUCUUUGUUAUUUCCUUCUUCCCUUAAAUUCCUUUCUUUUGUUUUUCCUCCCCUCGAGUUGGACAACACUAGCUUCUUCAAUUCUCAAAUCUGGCACGGUUUUGGCCUGAACUGGGUACAUGACCAUUUGGGAUUUUUCCUUCAGUAAUUGAUUGUCAGGGAACUUAGUCAACGAUAACCUUGACUAGCCCAUUUUGUAGAUAGAGAUGAGUGAUUUUAUUAGUCAUGUUGUCUUCUUGGGCUAAGUAAUGACUGUGGAAUUACUUGUGAAAAAAUAAUUAAUUCCUUGAUAGAAAAUAUAUGGGCUUAUGAUCAUUUAUGAAAGCACUCUUCUUAUCUCCCUUUUCAUCGAGAUAUAGCUGUUCCCAUUUGCACCUGCACACACACACACUUGCACAACUUUGUUACAUGGGUUUUUUCUUGUCCGAUGGUUUGUACGAGCCAUAUAUUUCUACAGUCAUACUUGCUUGGACUUGUUCCCUCUCCUGUGAUUCUGAUGCAUGCUUUGGGGUGGGACAACCUAAUUCUGCCCACAAACAGUAAUGUUUCUGGCUGAUAUCCCCGCAAUCAAUCUAUUACCUCAUAAUUUUUUCUCCCUAUGAUGAAUCUUGUGGGUCUUGAACUGUAUUUUUUCCUAGCCAUCUUUAUGACCUGUCUGGAAAAUGUUAUAAAUUUUCAGGUUAGUCACAACCUUGGAGGAAAGAAGCAUAGAAGUUCUUGUUUGUACUGUCCGGUAAUCUCUGAAAAGCAUCUGUUUACUUGCUUAAUCAUUGGUUUUCUCGCAUUACUUUUAUAUUGUUUUGUGAUUUAUCUGUUUAACCGUAUUCGGACUAUUGUCCUUUAUGCAUUCUUGACACUUGACACUUUACAUUUUUUGCUGCUUUGUCAUUCCAUCAAGUUUAUGCGGUGGAUGUCAGCGAAUAGGGCUCUCUUACCCUUUAUCCUGAAGUUCGUAAUACAAUCACUAUUUUAUCGAUGCAAUAGAAGGUACAUAGAGGGGUAGGUCUCCAUUACGAUAGUUGGGUGGAUAAGAAAGAAAGAAGCAACAAAGAGAAGUGUUUGUUCUCUUGAAUUUUAGCCAGGUAGGUUAUCUAAGUGACGAGAACAGUGUUAGUUACGAGAACAGGUUAUUUAAGGUAGGCUAUUUAAGACAGAUGAUUUUUUAGGGAAGAAACGUCUUUGGAAAAUUUUCAUGCAGCCAGAUUCUCCUCUAGAGAAUACGAUGUUUUGACAAUAAUGUAUUAGACGUGAGUGAAGGAAAAUUGAUAUUUCCUUUCAUUGUUCUCACAUCUGUAGAGGAUAGUAAUAUUCAGCACUAUAGAUUUGUUUGCUAUCUGAUGUUAGUUUCAACGUAAUUCUUUUGGAAUCAAUCCACAUCCUCGAUCUCGCUCCACUGUACUUCCAGGGGCUUGACGUUCAAAGAAAAUUUCUAGGUUUCACAACAUAUGAAAUGAUGAUCCAUGCUCUCCUACAGCUUCUGAAAAAUGACGAUCGUUCAACGGUUUGAAUUUUAGAAUAUUAUCUCCCAUUCUCGUUCUUUUGAGGCAAACUUUUCUUAGAAUGGCUCCAAUAAGGAUAAUCCAAAGUUUUCUCCCUCCAUCUUGCAAAUCGCCUCGUAUUGGGUAUUGCAUGGUAUUUCUAUAGACAGUCGUUAUGCAGAAAUACUGACUUUGGAAACCCUCACAACUUAAAAAAGUUGCGAAAAGGGUGUUAUAAUUAGGGGGAAGUCUUGGUCCUUGAUCCUGUUGGAUGUUGUUGGAUAUUCUUUGGUAUCCUAUGGAUGGGAUGGUUUUGAUUUACCGAAGCUUUGGACAUUAUAGAAAACAUUUGUGGGUAAGAAAACUUGUGGAAAAAGAAGAAAAGACCGGCACCUUGCUUCCUUCCUGGCUUCUUUUUUAAAUUUUUGGUUUCAGUAAAAAUUGCACAAGCUCCUGGAAGGUGAGCUCAAGGCAGUUAAGAAUGCCAAUAACACUACCAUUCUAUCACCUGAGUACAAGUGAAACACAGAUGACUGUAGAUUUUUUCUCGUCUUUAAUUCUUGGGGUUGGUGAGUGAGAUUGUAUCCUUUGUGUUUUCAAUUUUCAUUUGAAAAUUGAUUCAAGCCGAAAUAAGCUGUAUCUGACUUUCUAUGAUCCUAGGAACCGGAUUUUUAACUUGAAUGUUUUGCAUGUUGACUAAGUGUAGAAUACCUUUCUGAAUAAAGUAAAAUACCUAACAGACGCCAACAAUUUUAUGUUUCUGUAACGUAUUAAUUGGUUUCUAUUUAACUCAUUGCAAUAUUUAAAAGUAGUGACUUAAAAAUUAUUUUUAAAUGUAAUAUUUAAUUUAUAUUGUGCAUUAUUUUUUAUUCUAAGGAGAGGAUUCAUCUGUUUUUUUAUUUAGAAUGAUGAAUUUUUUCAGUUUCUGUAGAUUGUUUGUUCCUGUCCAAUACUAUUGGUUAAUCGAAUCAUUAUACAGUUUUUAACUGUUGUGGUUAUUUCACUGAUUUUCGUUGUAUGUUCUAGAUCUUCUUUAGGAUCUCACAUCUGGUAUGUUCUAAACAACAUUUGACAAAGGGUGCUUUAAAUCCUUGAUCUAGUCUCCCAUACUUAUGCAUGCAUACCAUUAUUUCUUAAGUGAAUAUGAAUAUUUUUAUUUUUCAAUGAGAUUUGUUUACCUGUACUAUGCUUAACAUUUACUUCAGAGAAGAUCUAGGUGCUGCACCUAGUGCUAUGAGGUUAUGCUGAAAGUCUUUUAAAUUGCCAGAAGUAUAGUCAUGUGAUAAAAAAUGGAGGUUGAUUGUACCUUGAUCAUGCUUUUAAAAAAAUAAUUCUCUGUACCCCCGACUCUUGUCAAUUUUAUCUCCAGGCUUAGGGUAUCUUCUUGUUAUUUUUGGUAAAUCCUCUUUUGAAGCUUAAUAACCUGCCAAUUUCGUCAUGAUCUGCCAUUCACUUUAUUUCGCUGAUUUCAUAUUUUCAGGAACUUCCCCCGGUAUCUGUAACCGAAGUGAAGACCGUUGAUGGUGCUGUUGGCCUAGAAUUGAAAGCAGUUUCAAAGGCCACAUUUCGAGAUGGCUUCUGGAAUUUUUUAGGAAGAUAUGGAUUUCGCUAUGGUGACUCAUACUGUCGCCCUUUACUCCCUUAUGAAGUACAAUUUUCUGUCUCUCAUAUACAAUUUCAUGUAAUAUUCCGGUAUUAUUUUUUAGACUCUCAUUCAUGUAAUCUAUCUUCAAGCAGGAUCUCUUUGAGAUAAGAAACAUGAAGAACUUCUUUUGAUUUUUUUUUAGUGUAAUCUUUUUGUGGUAGUGAAACCAAAGUUCGCAAACAUUGGAUGUGCAUUGGAAUCGGCUAUCCAAAAUCAACUCUGGUUUGGCUGAUUCUGAGCCAGUAUGAACUAAUUCCCUGUCUAUCUGCAGGGAGUAAUAUCUGGCAUUCAAAUAUUCUAAAAAAAAUCUUAAGAAUUUUAUUUAUCAUGCUGCAACUACGAGCAUUAAUCCUAUCUCGAUUGAUGUCAGUGCUGGCGCCUGGUAGGAGCUUCGUGGGAGCUAGAUUGUCUAAACGGUUGA
Molecule: messenger RNA, 4742 nt
Organism: Spirodela intermedia
Lineage: Eukaryota; Viridiplantae; Streptophyta; Magnoliopsida; Alismatales; Araceae
Source: the annotation of a GenBank genome assembly